Tupaia belangeri chinensis (Chinese tree shrew) is the source of this 951-nucleotide messenger RNA. RefSeq names its product olfactory receptor 52A1. Bases 1 to 951 code for a protein of 316 amino acids. Gene Ontology annotation, cellular component: plasma membrane. The transcript has a single exon. The record is from RefSeq and is a predicted model, not a curated record. Lineage: Eukaryota; Metazoa; Chordata; Mammalia; Scandentia; Tupaiidae. Gene Ontology annotation, biological process: G protein-coupled receptor signaling pathway. Gene Ontology annotation, molecular function: G protein-coupled receptor activity; olfactory receptor activity.
AUGCCUAUUUCUAAUACCACACUCUUGCUGCCUUCCAUCUUGACACUUCUGGGGAUACCAGGCCUCGAAUCCGUGCAGUGCUGGAUCGGGAUUCCAUUCUGUGUCAUGUAUCUCUUUGCUAUAAUUGGAAAUUUCCUCUUAUUAAUCAUCAUCAGAUCAGAACACAGCCUCCAUGAGCCCAUGUACAUUUUCUUGGUCAUGCUAGCAGCCACAGAUAUUGCACUUGCUAGCAGCAUUAUGCCCAAGAUGCUUGGAAUCUUUUGGUUUCAUGCACCAGAAAUCUAUUUUGAUUCAUGUUUGCUUCAAAUGUUCUUCAUCCACACAUUUCAAUGUACAGAGUCGGGCAUCCUGCUUGCCAUGGCUCUAGACCGUUAUGUGGCCAUCUGUUAUCCACUAAGACAUGCCACCAUCUUCACCCACCAACUGGUCAUCCAAGUAGGGACUGUGGCAGUCCUCAGGGCUGCCAUUCUAGUAGCCCCAAGCCUAAUCCUGAUCAAGUGUCGGCUUCAGUUUUAUCACACAAAUGUCAUCUCCCACUCUUACUGUGAGCACAUGGCCAUUGUGAAACUAGCUGCAGAAAAUACCAGGGUCAACAAAAUCUAUGGUUUGUUUGUAGCCUUCACUGUUGCAGGGUUUGACCUGAUAUUCAUCACAUUGUCAUACAUGCAGAUCUUUAUCACAGUGUUUCGUUUGCCCCAGAAGGAGGCUAGGGUUAAGGCGUUCAAUACGUGCAUUGCUCACAUUUGUGUCUUCUUGCAGUUUUACCUCCUUGCCUUCUUCUCCUUCUUCACACACAGGUUUGGUUCUCACAUCCCCCCUUAUAUCCAUAUCCUUUUUUCUAGCUUCUACUUGCUGGUUCCUCCAUUUCUCAAUCCACUUGUGUAUGGUGCAAAGACCAAGCAGAUCCGCAUUCAUGUGGCAAAAAUGUUUUGUUUAAAAAAUCUAUCUUGA